GCCGGAGCUUUUAUGAAGAGCACUUGAAGGCAGCACGUUUGCGUCGGCGUUUCCAUGGUUGCACUGCUGUUGAGAGUCCUGACAGGAAAACAGUGAUGGUAAGCGACCCCAUAUAUGACCAUCUUCAAUCAGACUGUCCACAUACAACAUGGAUAAAGGAUUCAAACAUGAAAAGAUGCGUCAGGUGUUGAAGACUGAGCAAGAGAAGUGUCCUUCUCUGGGGCUCGCAGUUGUGGCCAACCAGUGGGACUCUGUGGAGUCGGACACAGAGAGCUUGGCCCAGGAGAGAGCUUACCAACAGCAGCUACAAAUGUCUGUUGAUCAAAACAAAUACACACCGCCCCAAAAGGAGAAUGCUGACAACUUACAGCAUGCAGAUGGAGAGAAUGAAGAUGCAAAUGAUGAUGCAACUGAAGAUCUUCAGGUUUAUGAUAGCCUAGAACAAAUAGCACACCCUGAGGCCAGGAGGGACCCCACCCUGCUACAGACGGAAUAUUUGGAUACACAGAUAAUGGAAGAAGAAGGAACAAGCCUGCUCUCUGAUGAUGCCUACUCUGACCUUCGAUAUGACCCCAACUGGAGGACCAACCUGAAGGGAGCUGGCCACUUCGAUGAGAGUCCACAGGUGUCCGUCGAGGAAUAUUACCAAGUCCCUAAAGAGAAGUCUAGUCAGGCAUGUGGUGGCAGGCAGGGACUGGUAAUGAAAGCAGGAUACAGAUACAUCGUCGACACAGGUUCAGCUGUUGUGGUGACUCCUCAUAUGGCCGGCAGUGAGUCUGAGCAACCAUACCGCCUACACCCACAAAAUGGUCAGACUUCCCACCACGACAACCAUGCUUUACAAUUCAGAUCACCAGGGGGUGACCUUUCAAGGCCUUCCAGCAUUUUCACUAAAAAUGAAAGUGACAACACUUCACAGAGAGGAUUCAAACAGAUGUGUGAAAAUAACUGUGACAAUGCUGCUGAAAAUAUUAGCAGGGCUCCUGAGAGGAUAGAAUUUAAGACCCACUACCAGCAAGAUCUGAGACACGCACAAGCAGGACCCACUCAAACAGAACACAUAAGCACAUCCACGUUGCUGAGUCCGAAGGUUUUGAUGAACAAAAAGCUUGAAAGACUCACAGAGGACAUAGUGGAACGUAAUAAAAUAACCCUGGGCCGCAACACGUCGAAAUGUGGCUCCUAUGUGACGGUGCAUGCACUUAAGCAGGAGAUUCCUCAUAAUGAGAAUAAGGUGCAUGAAACUCUACAGACAGCCAGCACAGAAAGUCAUGAGGACAGUUCAGACCCCAAGCUGAGAUGGCUCCAGAAAUCACAACAGUUGAGGGUCACCCAGAUCAGCAAAGGGAAGAAAGCCCAGAGGAAAGAAUCCCCAAACCCCCCUCGACAGCAACAGCCCCCUGCCCCGGGGGUCAGAGCUGAGUGGGGAGACAGUCUGAGCUCCCCAUUAGCAAGACCAGCCGCUGUAAUACAGCAGCCGAAACCUCAGAUGACGACUUCAUCACAACCUUUGCCCCCCACUAUUCACCUCAACAUCAACCUUAACACUUCAUCCCAUCUCCUUCCGUUACUCCAGCAGGGGGGCCAGGAUGCCGCCAUCAAUGUAGCAUCUCUUCACGGCUGUCCUCACUGGAGCCCUGCAUCUGAAGUUGAACUUGCAUUUUCCCCUGGAUACCAACAAACAAAUCCAGCAAAGUCCUCCCAGAUGUUUAGGACAGGCGUAAAUGUACAACUUCACCACCGAAACUUGGAGAGUAGCCCUGAACAUUGGAAAAGGACAACUGCCAUGAAGUGGCCAUUAUCCUGUGAAGAGGAGCACCAGAAAUGGAGUCCAAAUGACGUUCACACAAAGCAAUUUCCACAAAACCUCCCCAGGACGCCCACCACCACUUCGUCUCUGGGUUCAGGCUCCUACCCAGUUCUGCCUCCUAUAGGAAACUCAAUGACAGGGAAAGAGCCGGAGCUGAGUCCCGAUCAGAGUGCGAGCACUGCCUACGUCAUCCAUAGAAGCAGUUCUGAUGGCUACCUGGUACAGAUGGAGAAACAGAAGCAGCUGAGGGCAAGACUCACCUACAAGGCAUACAGUCUUAAAGACUACAAGCAGCUGAAGUCUGAUAUAAAUCUGCGAGGCCUGGGUCCAGACUACAGUGUCAUUGAAAAGACAGCUGAGAAAAUGAAACGACAGAGGCUGUAUUCAAAUGUGAUCCGCGAGCAGAACAAAAAGAUAAAUAGGAUUCCCUUUCUACCGGCCAAGGACCCGGAAGGCAGUGACAAGAAAGUUCCCAGGAUGAAGGCCUUGGAAUAUGCCAAGACCAUAGCCAAACCCCUUGUACCAUCUCAACCAAAACAGAGACAGAAACACCCGUCCGAAGGCUUCACCGAGCACGCUUCUUACUUGGAGGGCUUGGACGUGUCCCAGCCAGCCACCCUGGAAGCCCUUAGAAAACGACAUGAAGAAGAAAAGCAGGCUGUGGCUCUCUUCAGAAAAGUACAUGCUGUCUGAGGCAAGGUGCAGGUCACGUCAAUAGUCCAUGGAACCCUGGCUCUCAUACAUAUUUGUACUCCCAAGAUUUGGGACACAACAUGCUUCCCAAUUAAAUAUGCUAGGCCUAGUGUUACAUCCACAGAUCAUUACAUUUUACAUUUGUUUUCAAAAUAUGUAUGAAAAGAUAGCUAAUGGUUAUAUCUGUACACAGUAUAGCCUGUAUAGCCUUUGACAUUGUGUGUCACCAGAUCAGAUUUGAGAAGGAAUGCACUGGAUGGACUGUACAGGGUGCUGUUCUCAGCACAUAAAGUCCUAAAGUUUGUGCUUAUGGUAGAUGAUGAAAGUCAGAUGAUAAUAUAACACAAACAACAUGGUGGUACCCUACAUUAAUAUCAUCAAGGUGAACUACUAACAAUACAUUUAAACAUACACACACACACACACACACACACACACACACACACACACACACACACACACACACACACCCCGCCGUAACCUUUAUCUUAUCCUGAACAGUAAAGAUUAGAACCUGUGUAUGCAAUGUAGAUUAAGUGCAUUAAAUAGAAAUUUAGCAGUUGCACUUAUAUGUAAUAUUUUAUAUGCAAAUGAUCAGAUAUAACUGUAUGUAUGUUUGUCCCUACUCAAUAUAGACAGAUAUUAAAUAGUGUCUCAGAUUUUGUGUUAUCGGCAAGGAAGAGAUAAACGUCACAAGACCUACUGAUCUUACUCAUGAAAGUGAUGAAGUGGUAGUAGUAUGUGACAGUGACACUGAGCAAUCAUAGAAUCACCAACAGCACUUUUUCAUUUUCAUUAUACGAUCCAGUUCCAACUAUCCCGGACUGCUGCUUAAUCCACUCUCUUCUUUACGGCAGCGGCAGGUCAUUUCCUUAUUAUUAUAUAUCAGUUUGUCUCCUCUCAAUCAAACGUUUAUAAACUUUAGCUCUAUGUUCUUUAUGUAGUUGAGUUGUGUUCUUCCAUUAUCCCAAAUGUUUCCAACAAUGUUCAAACUCAGAGAAACCUGUCAUUCAGGUAACGCUGAGUUUCACCAGUCGCCUGUCAAUGGCGUCAUAUCCCCUUUGUGCCUGCGUCAGCGUUGUGGUUGUCUGUCAGAAGCUGUGAUACAUUGACUGUUUAUCCAGUCUGAAGCCACAUUUUUACCAUCCACUGUUUAGAUCUUGGUGCCUUUUAGCUCGCAGCCCCUCCGGGAUGUCCUUUGUCUUUUCAACAGUGUGGGAGAAACAGUGAUUUUUAAGGUAGAAGUUCAAAUCAGUGGGUCUGUUUGUUUUGGAGAGGAGGAGACCUCUGUAGAUAAUUGGGUGAAGACAACAACUCCCAUGAUCCCACGCUACUUCACAACUUUCCAAAACUUUGUCUUUUGUUAUUGUUUGGAUUUGAGAGAAGCCCUAGCAGCAGGAAUUACAUACUGUUUAAAAUGUCUUAAAUGUGAUGGUCGUAAGAAUUGAUUGGAUCAAUGAAGUUAACGUUACUUGUAUGAAGUUGUAAUUUUCAUUCUCGCUUUUAAAUGUGUUUUUGGGGAAAAUUAGCACUGAUCAUGCUGUAACAACUAGAGUAUGAAACUAACAUGGAACAAACACCGGUUUUCCUUCAUAUCCUUUGUACUUUGUCUUAAAUUACAUUCAUAAUGGUCUUAAAAAGUCUUAAAUUGAACCUGUUGAAACCUGCAGAAACCCUGUCUCACCACAUUACACACUAAUCCACACACUUGUCGUUGUGUGUCAGAUUAAAUUUCUUUCCUCGAUGUAGGAAAUCCUGCUCAAAUGACAGAUGACAGAUUUGUAGCCAUGUUCUUAGUAGUAACUCCUCCCCAACACAAAACACUCUCAAGCAGCUCAUUUUACUAAUUGAACCCUCAGAUCAUUAUCAAAGCACGAUUUACCUCUGUGCAAUAUUUUAAUUAGAUUAUAGUCUCUAUUUAACCCAUCAUGGACUCUUUGAAGCUCUGUGUUUUUAGUGUUAAGUCCUCAGAUGCACGGUUGGAAACAAAUGGCCGAGCCCUUUUUAAUUUAAUGAGAAACCCUGCCUAUCCAGAUUGAGUCUCUUUGCAUCUUUUUUAGGUCCCACCUACUCGUUUUUUGCCAUUGAAAUCCAGUUAAUUGAAGGAGUCUUUCACCGCUAUACAUGAAGGGGGCCAAAUUAGCAUCCCUUUCUGCCCAUUGGGAAGCUAAGGCAGACGUGGAUGCUUUGAUGUGAGAAGCACGCUUUCAGUAGGCGGCAGGCUUCCUGAAAAUGAGCUGAUGGCCCUGCUAUUAGGGCCAAAUGCAGAUGCGUCCAUGUGUUGCAAAACGCUUAAUCUUUUAAUUGAUCACCUUCUGCAUGGCCUAUUCUCCACAUAGUUUUUCUCCCCCGCUGCCUGAUGAUCAGAAUCACAUUUUGAUGAUGACAUGAAUUGCUUUUCGAAAGGCAGGAAACCCUGUAUGAAAUACAAAUGCCCAGUAGGAGAUGCAUGUGGUAAAACAAUUUAAUACAUGUAAGAAGAUUCUAAAAUGUGCAUGUGUGUGGCUCUUGCACACAUGUUUUUAAAUGAAUAGUUAGUUAAUAUUUUACCGCCCUCCAUUGUUCUAAGAAAUGGACAAUAGUUUAGUAUAACGCACUCAGGUCCCACAGUCUCAUACAGUGUGACAGUAGCUUUAUAUGGACCACAGGGCACACACUCGAGUGUGGCAAAGUGGAUUUUAUGUUGUCGAUAUGCUGGACAUCUGUUGAUCAAGAUUAUUUAAAGAUGAUUAGAAUGCAAUGUCCUGCAGCUUGGAUAAAUUGCUUUAUCUUUGAAUUAACUACAUAACACUGAAAUAGCUCAAAAAUUAUUUUAAUGUUUUUUGUAUCCCCCAUAUUAAUUAGGGCACAGGGAAUACUGCACUGCUACUGUAAAUUCCAGUUCUAAAUAAUACCAAAUUACUCAACAGGACAAAUCCUUAAAUAAAAUGACAAAUGUUUUGUCUUUUUGUUCAAUUGAGGUUUUUCUGUUUUGUUCCAUUCUUUCCAUGAACAAUGUUCAGAAAGUUGUCUUUUACUGCAGCAAUUAAAUGUGUAAUAAAUGUGUACUCAUAACUGA
This is a messenger RNA of Dicentrarchus labrax (European seabass), 5561 nucleotides long. It is a transcript of the gene jhy, whose product is annotated as junctional cadherin complex regulator. Bases 149 to 2503 code for a protein of 784 amino acids. The transcript has 9 exons. NCBI's taxonomy places the organism in Eukaryota, Metazoa, Chordata, Actinopteri, Moronidae. Gene Ontology annotation, biological process: axoneme assembly. The record is from RefSeq and is a predicted model, not a curated record.